Lampris incognitus (smalleye Pacific opah) is the source of this 1441-nucleotide messenger RNA. RefSeq names its product TRAF-interacting protein (gene traip). Bases 31 to 1380 code for a protein of 449 amino acids. The record is from RefSeq and is a predicted model, not a curated record. The transcript is spliced from 16 exons. Lineage: Eukaryota; Metazoa; Chordata; Actinopteri; Lampriformes; Lampridae.
UCUCUUUAUGGCAUAAAGGGGAGUUUUAAGAUGCCUAUUCGAGCCUAUUGCACAAUAUGUUCUGACUUUUUUGAUCACUCCAGAGACGUUGCUGCCAUCCACUGCGGACAUACUUUUCACUACGAAUGUCUCCUUCAGUGGUUUCAAACAGCUCCUCACAAAACGUGUCCACAAUGUAGAAAACAGGUCAGCAACAGACAUAUUAUCAGCAAACUUUUCUUUGACAAUGGUGGAGGAGAUGAAGGAUCAACUGUAGACCCAGAAAAUUUGCAGAAUGAACUUGAUCGAGUGAAAGUCCUUUUAAUUACUAAGGAAAAAGACUGGAAGGAUAAACAAAAGGUAAUAGACAGCUUGAAGAACACAGUGGACAAGCAAAGGAGAGAUUUGGACAGUGUUCGGAAAGAGAUUGCUGAGAGGGAGAUGCUGUGUGAUGCUCUCAGAAAACAGAUGGCUUAUCUGGAGACCCAGCAAUAUGACGUCCAGGCUGCCAGAGAGGAGGCACGCAGACUCAGGACCAAAAUGAAAACCUUUGAAAGUCUGGAUGUGUUGUUACAGGGCCAGAGAGCUGAGGUAGAGUCCAUGAUCACAGACAUGGGUAUCAGCCAGGCUGCUGUGGAGCAGCUUUCCAUCUAUUGCAUCUCCCUCAAGAAAGAGUAUGAUAACAUAAAAGGGAGCCUUAAGUCCUCAAAUGAAAUAUGUGAAAAGCUGAAGAGAGAGGUGUUUACUUCAAACAACAAGUUACAGAAGGCCACAGUGGAGAUGAGAAGGACCAAGGAGGAUAUGAAGGCUGUGCAAAAUGAUCUAGCUAAUGCUGACAAAGAGAUCACUAGUCUCAAGAAAAAAGUAGAGAUCCUUCAGAAGACCCUUAGCACACCAACACAAACAAAUGAAGCACUCAGUCGACUACUCUGUGAAAGCCCAGCCCCAGUGGAGUUAAAGCAGCCCCAUCUCCACCAGCCUACAGGUGGUGAGGACAUAGACCUGAACAUGACCUAUGAAAUCCCCACCCCUGAUAAUAGGAACAAGAAAGUCCCACCCAAAAAGAUGCAUCUGGAUCAUGCAAGGUCACCUUCAAUGAGACACAAUGAGAGCAGCUCAUCAGGAAGCAUGGCCCCAAACAAGGAAGAAUCCAUGGAUACCUUCUUCAGGAAUUCUCUCUUAUUUAGAAAGAAGACUUUUGGCAGUAUGUUGCAACAGCCGAGGAAUAAACCUGGAGCUGUGAGAUCUGGCUAUGAUGGAUUAGGAGGACGGACAAAAUUCAUCCAACCUUCUCCGCUGUCAGAGAUUCGCCCGCUAUUGAAGGCUAAAAGGAAAAAGGUGACCCGGCCUCCUCCUCCCAAGAUCUCAACUUGCCUCACUAUGGACAGUUUUCUUGAGUAAAUGGUGACCUGGAUGUUGAACGUAUUGUGUUUGUGUUGCCGUGUCUGGAAAAAAUUAGCUU